AUGAACAUGCGAGCAUUGCUAUCAGUCUUGCCGUUGCUUGCGGGCACUGCAGUUGCGGCGCCGAAACUGCUCAUUUGCUCGGACAGCACAACCGCCAACUAUGCUAGCACGUCAGCACUUCAAGGGCAUGUUGAAAAGCCCGGGUGGGGAUACUAUAUCUCCCAGUACGUGACAACCCCUGUCUCGAACCUGGCGCGAAACGGCCGGUCAACGCGUUCUUUCAUCAAUGAGGGCUUAUGGUCAUCCCUUCUCUCCUCGACGGCUGCAGGAGACUUUGUGCUGAUCGAGAUGGGCCACAACGACGAUGGAGAUCCGACGACGGACAAGGACGACCGGGCCACGCUGCCGGGGAUCGCCAACAACUCGGUCGUGGUGACCACAUCCAGCGGCAGCAAGGAAACGGUGUACUCGUUCGGAUGGUACCUGCGCAAGAUGAUUGCCGACGUGCGGGCCAAGGGCGCGACGCCGCUGGUCAGCGGCAUGGUCAACCGCAACUACUGGAGCGGGUCGACGCUGCAGAGCAGCUGGCCCUUUGCCGACUACGCGAAGCAGGUAGCGGCCCAGACGGCCGUCGAGUACAUCGACCACACGCGGUACAGCGUUGCGCGAUGGCAGGCCAUGGGGGCCACCAAGGCAAAGACGUACUUCCCCAAUGAUAACACGCACACGAACUGGGAUGGGGCCAAGAUCAAUGCCGAGACUUUCGUUCAGGCUGUCAAAUGCGCAUGCAAAACAAGUGCAUUGAAGUCAUAUCUGAACAGCAACGGGAACGCUGUGAACAACCCGGCCUGCUUGGAUAAGUGUUGA
Molecule: messenger RNA, 807 nt
Organism: Neoarthrinium moseri
Lineage: Eukaryota; Fungi; Ascomycota; Sordariomycetes; Amphisphaeriales; Apiosporaceae
Exons: 3
Coding region: 1-807 (268 amino acids)
Molecular function (GO): hydrolase activity
Source: RefSeq, a predicted model, not a curated record